GUUAAUUAACAUCGUAAAACUGUAUUUUCCUGUUUCCAUAGUUAUGGCUACGCUUCGCCUAAACGGUGGACGCUCGCUCCGCGUUGCUCAACCAGUUCCUCGUCGUGCUUUUUGUGUCCGAGCAAUGGCAAGCAAAGAUGUAUUUACGGAGGAAAACAAGGUGUCCAUUCGGAUGGAUGCCUCCGCUAACGGCUGCACGGGGAUGUUCUGGCGCACUAAGCCUGAGAUGAACGCCACCGUGUCAGCUCCGGAUUGGCCCCGGAAUGGCACGGUGUUCAAGGGCUGGCGCAGCGAGGAGCACCCGGGCUGGGUCAGGGUGGACCACCCGAGCGGCUACUGGCUGCCCAUCCAACAGUACGGCAAGGACGUGUGCCACUUCACCAACUGAUGAGGGGUGACCCUGCUGACUUGGUUGCCGUCAUUGCAAGUUUUGUAUCCUGCAUCUGCCUGCAUGGUUGACUAGGCGGCAAGGGGGUCUGACGCGUUGACUAAAUGACGGCCUGGACUGGGAUAACGUAUUGCCUAGGAGCUCUACUGGCGGUGGCUAGACCCACCGGGCUAUCACUAGAUGGGAGGCGCUGCCGCAUGAGGCAGCGUGUGCUUGCGGUGGUGGCUGCCAUUAUGGCCAAUGAACGGAACAACUUUAUCGGCGUCAGGUUCUGUGCUUGUCCGUAACUUGGAACGAGUGAGGUGCUUUGCUUAGGGGUGAAAGGGCACGAGAGUGCGUGGCUUUGUACGGCAGUGCUGCUCGUUCGUACGGUUGAAGGAACGGGGCUAAGCUGGACAUCCGCCUCCUAGGAUGGACAGCUUGCACGACUGCAUCAAGCCUAGGACGAAUGGACUGCAUAGACUGCUGAUGGAUCUGCGGCUGGAGUUCCCUGCUUGCUUUUGGCUCUGGCGUUUGGCUCUAGUAGCUGAUACCCAUGUAAUCCCAUAGCUAACAG
This is a messenger RNA of Astrephomene gubernaculifera, 944 nucleotides long. Lineage: Eukaryota; Viridiplantae; Chlorophyta; Chlorophyceae; Chlamydomonadales; Astrephomenaceae. The record is from the annotation of a GenBank genome assembly.